UAAUCAAGUAUUUAAUGCAAUGCUUUUUUUGCUUGUCUCUUUUUUGAAAUUCAAAUUAAAGGCUGUUCAAUUGAUGGACGUUAAUCCUAAGGUUGGACCUCAAUCUGGUGGAACUCAUCUUUACUUGGCUGGUUCCAAUUUCAAUAUUGGAUCAAACAUUGAAAUCUAUCUUGAUGAUAUGCCCUGUGAUAUAAAAAAAUCCAUGAUUGCCAAUCGUCAAGUUACAUGUCGAACUUCACCUUCUCUGACUGCUCCUUAUUGGGUUCAAAAGUUAACCCUUCUUCUUGAUGGUGCCAACCUAACCUUACCACGCCCUGCAAUCGGUUCUCAUGCAUUGAUUGGAAGCUCCUUGGGAUUCAAAUGGGAUGAUUAAAUAGCCGCAAAAUGCUUGAAUAUUUGUACAUUGUUUAAACCAAAGUCUAUUUUGCAUUUACUAGAAAAAUGGAAUGACUAUUUCAUCUUGAAUGUUUAUAAUCCUUUUUCGCCGAAUUUCUUGCGCUGCCUCUUCAUUCUCAUUCUAAUCAUCCUCAUCAUUUUCACUUUUUACUCUAAAUUAUACAAAGUCAAUUUAAAAGUCAAUCAAUUUGUUUCAUCAUCAUUCAUUGUUGAUGUAAUUUAUAUUGUAAACUAAAGUCAAAGAAAAAGAUGA
This is a messenger RNA of Tetranychus urticae (two-spotted spider mite), 649 nucleotides long. Its product is annotated as plexin-B-like. Gene Ontology annotation, molecular function: semaphorin receptor activity. Gene Ontology annotation, cellular component: plasma membrane; semaphorin receptor complex. The record is from RefSeq and is a predicted model, not a curated record. Gene Ontology annotation, biological process: positive regulation of axonogenesis; semaphorin-plexin signaling pathway; regulation of cell shape. NCBI's taxonomy places the organism in Eukaryota, Metazoa, Arthropoda, Arachnida, Trombidiformes, Tetranychidae.